GCUCAAUAAUUCACUUUAUUGUUACCUACUUUGCGAAGUUCAAUUUUUUCCACUUCGGAAAGGCUGAAUGAUUAGUUGCGCUUUAAAAAAUGGUGAAGCAAUUUUGCACGAAAAUUAACAGAAAAACGUGAUUCGCAGUUAUUAGGAGGUAUGUACUAGCCCCCCGAAUUAUUUUGCAAACAUUUUUUUUAAAAAAUUCGUGACACUGUUUUAUUCCCCUUUGGCUUUUUUUUUUUUUUUUUCCUUUAUUCUUUUUAUCAUUCCUGCGUGUGUUAUUUUUAUGUGUUAAUAGUCACGUUAAAAGAGAGAAUCUUUUUGCGCUCCUUUAAUUGACUUUUUUUCCUUUACAAUUUCGCAAUUUUUUUUUUGGAGGGCGACGAUUUGGUAGCUCUUCCCCGUUUGAUGAUAUAGCAUAUUGCUAGGGAAUCCCGGAUAGGGAAAGACACUUUGGGAAUGGGCCCCCUGCUAAGUUGACUCUACCAAGGGGACUCUACCAAGGGGACUCUACCAAGGGGACUCUACCAAGGGGACUCUGCCAAGUGUACUCAUCCAACUUGAACCGCGCAUUGUGAACCGCGUAGCCGAACGACCGGAGGCCAAAAUGACGAGAGGCAACCAGCGCGAAGUGGACAGAAUCAGGUCAUCCAAACGAAAUGACAAGGCAAAACAAAACAGCACCGUUAAAGAUGCCUCGAAGAACUUGAACGUGAUUUGUAAGUUAUGUAGACACUCCUUUAUGUGUACAGUUAACCCGUCCAUCCUGAAGGAACACCAUGAGAAGAAGCACGCGAAGCAUGCGUACGAAGAUUGCUUCUGA
Molecule: messenger RNA, 817 nt
Organism: Plasmodium vivax (malaria parasite P. vivax)
Lineage: Eukaryota; Apicomplexa; Aconoidasida; Haemosporida; Plasmodiidae
Exons: 2
Coding region: 602-817 (71 amino acids)
Source: RefSeq, a predicted model, not a curated record